GACAUCACAAAUGUUUAGUUCAUGAUGAGAAUAAGCUGUUUGAGGAGUUUGUUUCCAGCUCUGGCUGUCUCUGCAGUGUUUCUCUAUGUGAGCUCUGUCAAACGAAACCUCCAAACCCAAGAGAAGCAGCUUUAUCAAGCCCAGCAGAACCUCUCCUUACACAAUGAUCUUCUUCUCAACAAACUGGAGAAACUGGAGGCUCAGGUGCACGCCAUGGAAGAGAAAAACCGUAAUGUGAAAACAGAGAAGCAACCGGUGAAGAAGCUGUUUCCAAACUCGCGUCUGUUCCAGCGAUGGACUGUGGAACUUUCUGAAGAAGAUCAGAGGAAGGCUGAAGAUCUUUUUCAGAAAUAUGGCUAUAACGCCUUUCUCAGUGAUCAGAUCCCUCUGGACAGAGAGCUGCCGGAGACUCGAGAUCACAGAUGCGUUGAACGUGAAUAUCCCCAGAAUCUGCCCACCAUCGGUGUGAUUCUGAUUUAUCUGGAUGAGGCUCUGUCUGUCAUUCAAAGAGCUGUUUGUAGCAUCAUCAACAGAACUCCAGCCCACCUGCUGAAAGAGAUCAUACUGGUGGAUGACCACAGCCAAAAUGAAGAUCUGAAGACACAGCUGAAUGAUUUUGUGAGAUCUAUUAACCAGAAGCAUCCAAACUUGUUGAAACUGGUGAUACAUUCAGAGCAGAGAGGUCUCACGCAGGCGAGAAUCUCAGGAUGGAAGGCUGCCUCCGCGGAUGUAGUUGCCAUUUUGGAUGCCCACAUUGAAGUCCAUGUCAAAUGGGCAGAGCCUUUGCUUGCUCGUAUCCAGGCCGACCGCACGGUGGUCCUGAGCCCCGUGUUUGACAAAGUGAAUUUCGAUGAUUUGCAAAUAACGAAUUAUCCUGCAAACGCUCAUGGCUUCGACUGGGCUCUCUGGUGCGCGUAUGAAACGUUCCCACAGAAGUGGUAUGAUCAGAAUGACCCUUCACGGCCAGGAAAGAGUCCAUCUGUAAUGGGCAUUCUGGCUGCUGAUCGUCUGUUCUUUGGUGAGAUUGGAACUCUAGAUGCAGGGAUGCGGGUGUAUGGAGGCGAGAAUGUUGAAUUGGGAAUUCGGGUGUGGCUUUGUGGAGGAAGUAUAGAGAUUGUGCCGUGCUCUAAAGUCGCCCACAUUGAAAGGGCACACAAACCCUACAUGCUUGACCUUAGCAUUACAAUGAAGAGAAAUGCCCUCAGAGUGGCAGAAGUGUGGAUGGAUGAAUACAAGACUAACGUAAACGUUGCCUGGAAUCUUCCCAUAGAGGACCAUGGGAUAGACAUUGGAGAUGUAUCCGAGCGAAGGAAAUUGAGAGAGAGGCUGAAGUGCAAACCAUUUAAAUGGUAUCUGGAAAAUGUCUAUCCUCAGUUAAAGCUCAUAGAUGAUAUACUUGGUUAUGGAGUGGUGCAAAAUGAUCUGCAAACAAGUUUAUGUUUGGAUCAGGGGCCGCUUGAUGGAAACACUCCCAUUUUAUAUCCAUGUCAUUACUCAUAUUCACAAGUGUUUAAAUAUACAACUAGUGGUGAGAUAUUUAUUGGUCCCCUUGAGUCUCAUACACAGACACACACACGUUGUCUCAUAGAUCCGGGCUCAGGGAGAGUCCCGGCAUUGAAGUUGUGCUCAGGCACUAAAAAGCUUAAAGAGCACAUAUAUUGGGACUUCAAACAGGGACAGGCUAUACAGAACAGAGACACCAAACGCUGUCUGGAGGUCAGUGUUGAUCAGAAUGGAGAGUAUGAACUCUUUAUUGGUGAAUGCAGCGGCCAGCACUGGAAGAUACAGUAUGUUAUUCAGGACUUUUAAAAUGCAGGAGGUCAAUGCUUGCAUGGUGAUACUGCAUGCAGAUGUGUCCAGUUGGAGUCUUUGUGUCUGUACAUUUAUACUUUCUUUGUUCACGUUGGUCAAUUCUAAGCAUUUUUUAUAUACAAUUUAUUUCAAAAUGAAAAAUUUAGACUAACAAAGA
Molecule: messenger RNA, 1969 nt
Organism: Triplophysa rosa
Lineage: Eukaryota; Metazoa; Chordata; Actinopteri; Cypriniformes; Nemacheilidae
Product: probable polypeptide N-acetylgalactosaminyltransferase 8
Exons: 11
Coding region: 22-1809 (595 amino acids)
Cellular component (GO): Golgi apparatus
Source: RefSeq, a predicted model, not a curated record